This is a messenger RNA of Pelagomonas calceolata, 1278 nucleotides long. Lineage: Eukaryota; Pelagophyceae; Pelagomonadales; Pelagomonadaceae. The record is from the annotation of a GenBank genome assembly.
AUGGCCGCAGCCGCCCUGCUAAAAGUACGCCCAGCCGUAGUAGCUCUAGACCUCGACGGCACGACGCUCGACGCGGACCACAAGCUGGCACCCGCAACUCUCGCGGCGCUGCGCCGCGCCAGCAGAGCGGUACGCCUCAUAUUCGCCACGGGCCGGCCGACCUGGGACGUCCAGCCUUUUGUGGAUGCGCUCGGCGCGCCCGUCACGUGCAUUUUGUUCAACGGCGCGUCCUGUGCGACGCUGCGGCCGCACACUGCGCCAGUAACACGCUUCCUCGAGCCGCUCGGAGAGGAGCGCGCUGCCAAAGCGUAUCGUGCCGCCAUUGAAUGCGGCGGCGCGGUCUCGCUGGUCCUGCCGACUCGCAGCGUCGGCGUCGCGACAAAUGCGAAGCAGCGCGCCCAGCUUGCGGCGCUCGAUCGGAAAGCCGGAUCGGCGCAGGAGGUCGUCGCGGACGGCGCGCCCUACGUAUGUGAAGCCAUCAAGGUCCUCGCGCUGAGCGACGAUCCAGCGGCGACGGCGCAUGACGUACGGCUCCCCGACGGCCUCGACGUUGUGGAAGCCGAGAUCCACGUCGAGUUCGUCUCGAGAGGGGUCGACAAGGCCACGGCUCUGCGCCGCGUCCUCGGCGACGAGAUGCUACGGACGGCGACGGUAGCAAUCGGGGACGGCCACAACGACGCGGCGAUGCUCCGCGCCGCGCACGUCGGCGUCGCGACGGCGAACGCUACGGAGGCGGCCAAAACGGCCGCCGCCGCCGUCUCGGCCUGGACGAACGACGGGCUCUGCGUUUCUAAAGAACUCGACGCGCUGCUGGCGCUGCCGCGGCGCUCGCCGCUCCAGCGCUGGCGCGACGCCUACGCGGAAGAAAGGAGAAAAUACGCCGCGGCGCAUCCGGGAGCGGCAAACAAAUGGCUCCACGCGCUCCUCUCGCCGAUCGAGUGGGUCGCGUUCCUCGCGGUCCUGCGGCAGUGCUGCGGACCCGUGGUAGUCUGGGCGCUCCAGGUCUGCGUGGCCCUCGGCACGGCGGCGGCGCGGCCUCCACAUACGGUCUGGCUCGCGCCGCCGCAGCUUGCGAUGGCCGCCGACCUGCACAUUUCGCCGAUCUAUGCGGCGGCGACGUGGGUCGCCAUGAUCGCCCUGCAGGUCGGCGUCGGCCACGGGCUCCUGGACCGCACGGCGCCCUCGGCCGCGGCCGAGCCCGUCGCCCCCCAGAGCGUCCUCCUGAACGUGUGCAUCACGUGGGACUUCAGUGUUGUUGUUAAGUAGUUGAGUAGUUGG